Molecule: messenger RNA, 2410 nt
Organism: Oreochromis niloticus (Nile tilapia)
Lineage: Eukaryota; Metazoa; Chordata; Actinopteri; Cichliformes; Cichlidae
Product: cholesterol 24-hydroxylase
Exons: 16
Coding region: 101-1627 (508 amino acids)
Biological process (GO): cholesterol catabolic process
Molecular function (GO): cholesterol 24-hydroxylase activity; iron ion binding; heme binding
Source: RefSeq, a predicted model, not a curated record
GAGUCACUGAUAACAGCCUCGCUGUUUUUAUCUGACCGUGGACUUUCUAACUGAAAGGACAACCAGCUUUAACACGGACGUCUCCGGGACAUUUUCCAGGAUGGCAGUUUCCAGCCUACUUCUGAGCCUGGCUGCUCGGGCACUUACGUUUCUCUUCUUUCUGCUCGUCAUUGCGUUUCUUGGCUACUGCUUGUACAUUAAAUACAUUCAUAUGAAGUAUGACCACAUCCCCGGGCCGCCGAGGGACAGUUUUUUCUUUGGACACUCACCAACGAUGUUGAAGGCGAUGAAAAAUGACGGAGUUAUGCACGACAAAUUUCUGGAGUGGGCCGAGAAGUAUGGACCUGUUUACAGGUUAAAUGUGCUUCACUACGUUUCACUGUGUACGUACUGUCCAGAGGCCACCAAGGAAAUCCUGAUGUCCCCAAAGUACCCCAAGGAUAAAUCUGUCUACAAAAGACUCUUCUACCUGUUUGGUCAAAGAUUUUUUGGUGAUGGCCUGGUAACAGCACGGGAUCAUGAGCGGUGGUACAAACAGCGACGCAUCAUGGACCCUGCGUUCAGCAGCCUGUAUCUGAGAGGUCUAAUGGGAACCUUCAAUGAGAGGGCAGAGAAACUGAUGGAUAAACUUGCAGAGCUUGCUGACAGUAAAAAAGAAGCUAAUAUGCUUCAGCUUGUCAACUGUGUCACCCUGGAUGUUAUUGCUAAGGUUGCCUUUGGGGUGGACUUGGACCUCUUGAAGAAUAGUUCACCUUUCCCUAAAGCCAUUGAGACAUGUCUGAAAGGCAUGGUUCCCUACCUUAGUGACAUAUUUUUUGAGUACAAUCCAAAGAACAGAGGAUACGUCAAUGAGGUGAGGGAAGCGUGCCGCCUGCUCCGUACAACUGGAGCCAAGUGGAUCGGUGAGAGAAAGACCGCCAUGCAAAACGGUGACGAGGUCCCCAAAGACAUCCUGACACAAAUCAUCAAAACUGCAAGCCAAGAGGAAAACAUGACUGAAGAAGAUGAAGAAUUCAUGCUGGACAAUUUUGUGACAUUCUUCAUUGCAGGCCAAGAAACAACAGCCAAUCAACUGGCUUUUUGCAUCAUGGCGCUUGGAAGACAUCCUGAAAUACUGGAGAAAGCAAAGAAAGAGGUCGAUGACGUCAUUGGGAUGAAACGUGACAUAAGCUAUGAUGACUUAGGAGAGCUGGUCUACCUGUCACAGGUGCUAAAAGAGACUCUGAGAAUUUACCCCCCAGCUCCGGGCACGUCUCGUGAUGUUGCUGAAGACAUGGUGAUUGAUGGUAUCCACAUACCCGGGGGAUUUAGUGUUAUUUUCAGCUCCUAUGUGAGCGGGAGACUGGAGAGAUUCUUCAAGGAUCCACUGAGAUUUGAUCCCGACAGAUUUCACCCAGAUGCUCCCAAGCCUUAUUACUGCUACUACCCCUUUGCCCUCGGUCCUCGCUCGUGUCUGGGACAGAACUUUGCUCAGAUGGAGGCUAAAGUGGUGAUGGCCAAACUGCUCCAGAGGUUUGACUUCACUCUUGUCCCGGGACAGACCUUUGACAUCCUGGAUGCUGGCACGCUCAGACCAAAGAGUGGAGUGUUGUGCACUUUGAAUCACAGGGAUUACAAAAAUAAAUGAUCUUAAAGUACUUUACAUAAAAAGAAAUCAUAGUGGUCUAUAGGGUAAAACUGUGUUGAUCUUUACUCCUGCCUAAAAGCUGUGAUUAAAAAAAUAAAUUGUUAUAAUAAAAACAGUAUCAGAUAUGAAUUACAUGGUAAAGCCAUAUGAAAUGAUGGUGAUAAUUAUUUUUCACAAUAUAGAGCAUAUUGGAAAUUUUUUGAGGCGGACAGCUAGGUUUAAUACCAUUUGCACUUGUUUGCUUAAUCUUGCACAGACUCAUAUAACGGUGUGUCGUGACUUUUUUUUUCAUAACCACAGACCCCUUUGUGCCUACAACACUAAUAUGUAAGUGCUAAAUAUUAACGUUUUAUGUAAUUGGAAAUCAUUUGGAAACAAUUGUUUUAUAUUUUUGUGCUAUGCAGUGAUUGUGUACCCGAUUUGCCGUGUUAAUGCAUUUACGGACAGUGUCCACAUGGGGGCGCUGAGAUCUUGCAGAGACUUCUGGCUUUUAAAAAGCUGUUUAAAUUCAAUGUUCAGAAAAAGAACUCUCUCAGAAGUUGUCUCUCGUUUAAACACAGAUGGUAAUAUUUUUUUAAUACUUAAUUAAAUACGCAUGUAGCUAAAACCUACUGUCAUUUUAUAGGUUGAAAUAUUUUUGUUUUUUAACUAAAUAAAUAUUUUGGGGGCUUAUUUCAAUAAAACAGCCCAACUUUUCAAUGCUCAAGUAUUGUCAAAGAAAUCACGGCCAUUAAAAGUACACAAUACAUCUGUGCUUCAUUUAAUAAUAAAGAAUAAAAGUCA